Molecule: messenger RNA, 2358 nt
Organism: Thunnus maccoyii (southern bluefin tuna)
Lineage: Eukaryota; Metazoa; Chordata; Actinopteri; Scombriformes; Scombridae
Gene: grb7
Product: growth factor receptor bound protein 7
Exons: 15
Coding region: 304-1896 (530 amino acids)
Biological process (GO): signal transduction
Source: RefSeq, a predicted model, not a curated record
GGCCGGACUCCUCCCUCCCUCCCCCUCUCCAACACAGAUCAUGCUGUCGGCUCUGUAGCGGAUAGCCGCAUCCUGUUUUGUUUGCCACAUAUAAGAAAAAACUCAGCAUCAAAAAUUCAGGAUCAAAAGCGAUGCCUGACAGCUGAAACCUGCCGAGUCACAAGAAAAAAAACCUUCACAGGUAAUCGAUUGAUUGUUGCAGCUCUAGAGACAACCAUCCUUCGCUGUUCGGUUCGGAGCUGGAUGGACAGCUGUGCCUGAUCGUUAGAGGCUACCGCGACUCCGUCCCUCCUCUCAGGUAACAUGAUGGAGGUGGAAGGUCCCUGGACCGAAGUAUUCGAGGGUUCGGAGACGGUGAAUGAAAAGUCUGGAGGAGCGGAGACAUUGCUGGGGAGCUCCACUCUGACCCUGGCUCCUCUGAUAGCUGAUUCUCCCUCCAUACGCCGCUCCCAGCCCAUCCUCAUCACCUCAAACAGGGCGAAAAGCGUCGAGUCGUUCUCUUCCUCUGUCCCAUCCAUACCCAACCCCUUCCCAGAGCUGUGCAGCCCCUCACAGUCACCGGUGCUCAUUAGUUCACUUCCACCGCCGUCAAGUGACAAACACUUGAUAAAGGUGUACGGGGAGGAUAGCCACAGCAGGUCGGUGUAUGUUUCUCGAGGAGCCACAGCCAGAGAGGUUUGUCACAUGUUGGUCCAGACGGCGCAUUGCAGCGAUCAGGAAAACUGGGCUCUCCUUGAACUCCACCCCACCCUGGGCCUGGAGAGAUGUCUGGAGGACCACGAGGUUGUGCUGGAGGUUCAGGCAAACUGGUCCCUCAAGGGUGAUACACGGUUCGUUUUCUGCAAAAACUACGCCAAGUAUGAGUUCUUCAGGAAACCAAUGCUCUUCUUCCCGGAGUCCAUGAUAUCCGACAGCGCUGAUGUCAGCAAGGGGAUGACAUCAUCAGAGCUCAUUCAGAACCUGCUCCGGUCUGGCACGUGUCCAGAGAUUCAGGGUUUCCUGCAUGUAAAAGAACCGAGCCGCAAGGCCUGGAAGAAAGUCUACUUCUUCCUGCGACGCUCCGGCCUCUACUGCUCCACCAAGGGCUCCUCCAAGGAGCCUCGACACCUGCAGUAUGUGGCUGAUCUGGAAGAUUUGAACGUGUACACUGUGGUUAACAGCCGUAAACUGUACGGAGCACCUGCAGACUUUACUUUCUGUAUCAAGCCCUCGAGAAACCCCGUCCGUGCUCAGGACCUGAAGAAGAUCCUCUGUGCUGAGAACGAGCAGACACGAACUUGUUGGACAUCUGCGUUCAGAUUAUUCAAGUAUGGGAAGCAGCUUCAGUGUAACUACCAGUUAUCCAAGUCGGCCCCGCGGAACCUGGAAGGAUCCAACCUCCCGGAGAGCAAAUCAAAUUCGGAGGCUAGCCUGGUGGCCAUGGACUUCUCAGGGAAGGCCGGAGGACGAGUCAUCCAGAACCCAACAGAGGCUCAGAGCGCAGAGAGAGAGGAGGGACAAGCCUGGAGGAGGAGAGAAGCCCUGAGAUGCAGUCUGCCCAACUUGAACUCAGCAGCGAGACCUUCCUCGAUCCACAAGAUCCAACCAUGGUUUCACGGCGGCGUGUCGAGAAAAGAAGCGCAGAGACUGAUAGAGAAGCAAGGGCUGGUAGACGGGAUGUUCCUCAUCCGUGAGAGCCAGCAGCACGCGCAGUGCUUCGUCCUCUCGCUCUGUUACAAGCUGAAGACCAAACAUUACCUGGUAAUCCCUUGUGAGGAGGGCGGCAGGAAGUACUUCACCAUGGACGACGGCUUGACCCUCUUCAUAGACCUCCUGCAGCUGGUGGAGUUCCACCAGAUCAACAAGGGCAUCCUUCCCGUCUGCCUCAAACACCCCUGCGUCUGUGUCGCACUAUGAAUCCAUUGUUCCUUUACACGUAGCCUUUCUGACCUCUGCUCCACUGACCCGCGAUCCCCUAACGUAACCUCUCCUCCUGGCCCAGGAUCAGUCGUUAAGACCUUUCAUUCCAGUCUAAAGUGUGAGCCCCGAUCUUAGUCAUCAGAUUGUGUUGAUAUCUGUAAAGCACAGUUGAUAACGACCGCAGUGCAGUGCAAAGGUGUGUAGUCCAUGUGAUAAUGUCUUCAGGCUUGUUACACGUGGACUCACGGGAAGAAUAAGCCAGACGGCGUAUUGUCUGAUCGCCUCUUUAGCAUUUUUAAUUAUUCUGGACUACAUGUGCAGUUCCAGACAGUGGUUGGUUUUUUAUUUUUAAUUAAUGAGCUGCAGUCUCCGUGGAGGCAGCUUAAUUAGCCGUGUUGGACAGACUUUUAAGCGCUUUGGGGGAUCUUUGGAGAAAGAGAAGCUGUUAAUGUGUAGAUU